This is a messenger RNA of Caenorhabditis bovis, 1599 nucleotides long. The record is from the annotation of a GenBank genome assembly. NCBI's taxonomy places the organism in Eukaryota, Metazoa, Nematoda, Chromadorea, Rhabditida, Rhabditidae.
AUGUCAACCGAGCAAAACCAACAAUGCUCAUACCGCGAUGACAUCCUUCGCCAGUUUUCGGAUCGCGAGCAACGCCUUCGGCCAGUUCAGCAAAUGUUUCGCAAUUAUAAUGCGCUUGCCGAGAAGCUGGCACGUUCAAGGCAUUCUCGUGCAUCGGCGAGCAUUCCGAAUCGAUCCACCGACGAUUUGAAAGCGCUGAAAGAGGAGCUCGCGACUGUAUAUAAGCGAAAAAGCAAAAACGACCAGGAUCUCAUUGAUGCGAAUCGGAGGCUCAUCGAAACCGAAUCAAAACUCGCACAAGCCAUUUCUCAGAGGGACAAAUUACGGGAAACAGUGAGCACACUUAGCACCAAAAUCGCCAAAAUGGAGAAAGAGGUAGAAGAUAUCAAAGAAUGCAAUAAUGAUCUGAAUAAGCUGCGACUUAGCUCGUUGGCUGAAAUUAAUAGUCUUACCGAGAAGCGGAAAGAGCUUGAGGAUGAGAGGCUCAUGCUGCUCAGCAAGAUACGAGAGCUUCAGGAGCAGCACGCCGAGUUUAUGAACGCGGAGCUCGAGCUUCAGGAGAAGAGGGCGCAGUUGAGGAUUCGAGAGCAAAUUGCCAAUGCUAUAAAGGACACCACCUACGAUGAGCGCGUUUCGUCGGCGUUCGGCAACUCUCCCGAUUCGUCUGGCGACGAUCUCAUAGCCGACGCGGUGCCCACUGGGUUGCGAUUUCGCCUCAACACUCACGAGGGCGACGUCAACGACGUCGAAUGGCUCAGCGAGGAUAUGUUCGCCUCGUGCGGCUCCGAGAACAAAAUUCGAAUUUGGCGAACGUCGGAGAAUCACAAAGAAGCCACCAAGGUCUCAUCGUUGGCCGGCUGCAUUCGCAGUAUUCUAAGGCUUGACUUCGAGCCGGAUCGUCGGGUGAUCCUCGGAUCAAGCACAGAUAAGACAUGCCGCAUAUGGAAUGUCGAUACGCAGCGAUUAGUGGCCACCUUCUCCGGCCAUUCGGAUAAGGUCACGUCAGCCAGGUUCUACCAAUUAAUCAACGUCGUGUCGGGCUCUAAUGAUCGGACCAUCAAACUUUGGGACGUCUCCAAUUUGCGAUGCGUGAGAACAGCGAUGGUCGGCUCAAGUGUGUUCGAUUUAGUCACCAAGUGCGGAACCCAACAGGCGAACUUCGCGUCGGCCCAUUUCGAUAAAAAAGUGCGAUUUUGGGACGCUCGAAUGACGGAUGCGGUUCGGACCAUUGAGCUCGGACACCGUGUCACCUCUCUAGAUGUCUCCUUAGACGGGCAGCAGAUACUCACGGCGUGUCGCGACGACACCCUUCAGCUCAUCGAUCUCCGAACGUUCGCCACACUCCACAUGUACUCGGCCGAACAGUACCGGACCACUUCGGACAUGACUCGCGCGGUUUUCUCGCCGACUGGAGAAUUUGUGGCCAGUGGCGCAGCGAAUGGAUAUAUUUUUGUGUGGAAUACCAAGACGACGAAAUUGGAGAAGGUUCUCCGACCGACUUGCAAAGAGAAUAACUCGAUUUUGUCGUUGUCGUGGAACCCGUCGGGUCGCGGACUUCUUGCCGGUGACAAACAGAAAUCGUGCAUGCUCUUCAGAUAA